AUGGCCUCCAUAGACACGACAUUACAGGACAUAUUUAGGAUGAAGAGAGAUGAUGGUAUUGAGCUCAUGAGCCGCUGUUUUCAUUGGACGGAGUUUGACGGUGAUGAUAAACGACAGUUCUUGCAUCAGGAGUUUGUGUAUGAGAAUGUGAUGUAUGCAGUGAAACGAGCACUGCCCUGGUCAACAGUGGCACAAGUGGCACACAUGACCAAACACCUGCUGCCUAAAUUUAAUGGCUUGAAGACAUCAGAAGUCAUUCGCCUUGUCAAGGAUCAGUUAUCACAGAUACAGCCUCGUCUCUCCACUGCCCAACAUGCUCUUCUUCUAGAAUUCAUUGUGAAAACAUACGUUCCUCAUCAACGCCUUUAUCAGGCAGUUUUAAGUGGCAAAACGGGGCUUAAACACGUGAGAUCUGAGCUUGUAAUUGAAACCCCACCUCCUCCACAGCCGCUAUGUGAGGGCAUAGAUACUGUGGAGUGGCAACAGCAUCAGGCACAGAAAGGGCUGCUUUUGGCUCAGUCCAAGAAAGAAGCAGAAAUCACAGAACUCAAAAAGAAGACUGAAGCUCAGAUGAUGGAGAAGUUGCAGGCCAGAUUACACAAUCUUCCCGUCAAAGGCACGAUGAGCAAACAGGAAGUGGAAGAGUUGCUGCGCAGUUUUCUGCAGUCGCAAGGAGAAAUUAUAAUGGAGUCUUUGAUGCACGAGGCCUGUCUGACAGAGGAACUACUACAACUGAAACUGAUGCAGAAGUCUCAACUAAUGGACAGACACGUCGCAAAUGAUCCUGUUCAUGUGCCAGUUGCCACAAAAAUAAAAAAGAAAUGAUUUUGAUUGAUUACUAUACAUGAGGUACACAUGGGUUAAACUGUUGGCAUUUAUGUUUCUUCCUUACAGUCGCAAAUGUUGCUAUGAGCAUAUGAGCCAUUGAAAUUUUGGGAGCGACUCCUGUAUUCCGUAUAUACAUGGAACUUUAGGGGAUUCACUCCUGCAUUUUGUCUCUCACAAAAUUUUGCAGUGUGUAUGUGGCCAUAGAAAUCCAUGGGUAAGCGAAACGUUUUGUUUCAUUAGGCAUAUACUGUAAACAUGGCACUAUACUUAAUACUGUAUGCAUGUGCAAUUUCUUUGGCCCAAAAUCAGGCCAAUGAGUUGCUAAUAAAGGACAAAAACAU
Messenger RNA from Myxocyprinus asiaticus (Chinese sucker), 1169 nucleotides. RefSeq names its product chromosome 17 C8orf74 homolog (gene c17h8orf74). The record is from RefSeq and is a predicted model, not a curated record. NCBI's taxonomy places the organism in Eukaryota, Metazoa, Chordata, Actinopteri, Cypriniformes, Catostomidae. The transcript is spliced from 4 exons. The coding region runs from base 1 to 825 and encodes 274 amino acids.